UACUUCUUCCCCUCGGGUCCACCGGUGAAGCCGCUCCUCAGAGGCUCCUCGCUGGGAUUUAAUCGGCCGAGGCCGCCGCCGCCGCCGCUUCCUUUGCUUCUGCCUGCCUCCCCUCCACCCUCGCAGUCCCGGCGCGCGAUUUCGUUUUUAUAUGGCUCACCCCCCGUCUUCCUAGAACAUGCACAGAAACUCCCGAAAGUGGAUUUUCUACGUGUUUCUCUGCUUCGGAGUCCUCUAUGUCAAAUUAGGAGCGUUGUCAUCGGUGGUGGCUUUGGGAGCGAACAUCAUCUGCAACAAGAUUCCAGGCUUGGCCCCACGGCAGCGAGCGAUUUGCCAGACCCGCCCCGAUGCCAUCAUAGUUAUUGGAGAAGGGGCCCAGAUGGGAAUCAAUGAAUGUCAGUACCAGUUCCGAUAUGGCAGGUGGAACUGCUCAGCACUGGGAGAAAAAACCGUCUUUGGUCAAGAGCUUCGAGUAGGAAGCAAAGAAGCUGCCUUCACCUAUGCCAUCACUGCCGCUGGCGUCGCCCAUGCAAUCACGGCUGCCUGCAGCCAGGGGAACCUCAGCAGUUGUGGUUGUGACAGAGAGAAACAAGGUUAUUACAACCAGGAGGAAGGGUGGAAGUGGGGAGGCUGUUCUGCCGAUAUCAGAUACGGCAUCGACUUCUCCAAAAGGUUUGUUGAUGCCAGAGAAAUCCGAAAGAGCGCUCGGAGGCUGAUGAAUCUGCACAACAAUGAAGCCGGAAGAAAGGUGCUUGAAGGACGGAUGAAACUGGAGUGCAAAUGCCAUGGCGUUUCUGGUUCCUGCACCACGAAGACUUGUUGGACUACACUCCCCAAAUUCCGAGAGAUUGGAUAUAUUUUAAAAGAGAAAUACAAUGCUGCGGUGCAAGUGGAAGUGGUCCGGGCCAGCCGGCUUCGGCAACCGACCUUCCUGAAGAUCAAACAGAUCAAAAGCUACCAGAAGCCGAUGGAGACCGAUUUGGUCUACAUCGACAAGUCACCGAAUUACUGUGAAGAAGAUGCUUCCACGGGGAGCGUGGGGACCCAGGGCAGGCUCUGCAACCGUACGUCCCUCGGGGCAGACGGCUGUGGCAUGAUGUGCUGCGGAAGGGGCUACAACACUCACCAGUACACCAAGGUGUGGCAGUGCAACUGCAAGUUCCACUGGUGCUGCUUUGUGAAAUGCAACACCUGCAGUGAACGGACAGAAGUGUUCACUUGCAAGUAACCUUCAGAUGGAGCAAACCUGAACGUGGACAUAAAGCACCAACUUGGUAGUG
Messenger RNA from Pseudonaja textilis, 1280 nucleotides. RefSeq names its product Wnt family member 7B (gene WNT7B). The record is from RefSeq and is a predicted model, not a curated record. Gene Ontology annotation, molecular function: frizzled binding; cytokine activity. Gene Ontology annotation, biological process: neuron differentiation; canonical Wnt signaling pathway; multicellular organism development. NCBI's taxonomy places the organism in Eukaryota, Metazoa, Chordata, Lepidosauria, Squamata, Elapidae. Gene Ontology annotation, cellular component: extracellular region.